AUGCUGUCAUCAGCGUACAAGAACGGCCAGGGCGGAACAGUGCCAGGCCGUACAAGUGGCAUACAUUUGGCUUUGGGAAAGAGGCGGCAUGCAGCUCUGGGUUCGAAGGGUUAUAAGCAACGUGAGGACGGAAGCCCAGCGACCAAACUCGUCAAGACUGCAAGCCGUAAUCCAUUCGACCCUUCGGUUAGCCGGGCAUCGUCAGAGACAGUCAGUCCAAGCUCGGACGAUGAUGCUAGUGCGAAUGCGCAGGCGCUUCGGGCGUUGCAGCAGGACAUUGACAAGAAAAAGGGAGAGAGGCAGAAGACAAGAGAAGAACAAAAGAGGAAGGACGACCCAGACUCGGCAAAGCCGCCUAUCAAGUUCAAAGAUGCAGUGGGCAGGAAGUUUAGUUUUCCGUGGCGGAUCUGCAAGACAUGGAAAGGCAUGGAGACUCUGAUUAAACAGGCCUUCUUACAUGUCGAUGUUAUUGGAGAUCACGUUCACCAAGGCCACUAUGACCUUACAGGCCCAGACGGCGAGAUCAUCUUGCCGCAAGUCUGGGACACAAUGGUUCAGCCUGAUUGGGAGAUCACCAUGCACUUGUGGCCAAUGGAGGAUCCAAGCCCAAUGCGAAGCCCAAUGCCAGACCCAAUGCCAGACCCAAUGCCAGGCCCGAUGCCAGGCCCGAUGCCUGAUCCGGACCCCUUCGCAUCCUUCGGCGGCAGCAAUAAGAAAGGCAAGCAGAAAGACGGCAGCGGCCCCGGACCUCUUACUUCUAGUCCUGCAGCAAAGGCACAAUUACUUAUCCACGAGAGAUUUUCCAAAGCCAUUCCGGGCUCCGUGCAUAGGACAAUUUCAAAAGACGACACAGCCAGUCAGGUCGAAAGAGAAGAGGCACUCUUAUGCCGAGUGUUCGUUGGCAGCAGACAGCAUGAGCGGAAAGCAGCAGGCAAUCACUGA
Molecule: messenger RNA, 942 nt
Organism: Zasmidium cellare ATCC 36951
Lineage: Eukaryota; Fungi; Ascomycota; Dothideomycetes; Mycosphaerellales; Mycosphaerellaceae
Exons: 1
Coding region: 1-942 (313 amino acids)
Source: RefSeq, a predicted model, not a curated record